AUGUCUGCUUCUUCUUCUUUUCAUUCUCUUGACAACCUCUCCCUGGCGGAUCGAGUGCUCUUUAAUAAAUUCAGCAAAGGCCCUAGCCAAUCCAUUCCCUACAAUGUUGUUCACCACGCCUUUGAGGCCGCUGCGCUGGCGCAUCCCGAGGUCACUGCCGUUCGACACUACGAUGGCACCACCAUCACAUACCGCGAGCUCAAUCGCCGAGCAAACAUGCUUGCCAACGUGUUGCGAGAUACCUUUGGUCUGAAAGUUGGCGAUCGUGUUGUUCUUGUUUACUCGCGGUGCAUCGAAAUGGUUGUCUUUAUCCUUGCCGUCCUCAAGGCCGGUGGACAGUACAUCCCCCUGGACGGAGGCAUUGUUACUGAUGACACACUGGGCUUCGACAUUGUGGACUCCAAUGCCCCGGUCGUCAUCUGUCUCCCCAAGUUCCGCGAAAAGGUGGUGCGCAGUAUCCCUCGUCAACGCCAGGGCUUGGUUGAUGUUAUUGAUGUCGAUCAAAACUCAAGACUCUGGCGACAAGGCAACUCGGCGCACCCAAUGGUCGAUGUUGGUCCCGACCACGGAGCGUAUGUCAUCUACACGUCAGGCACCACUGGACGACCCAAGGGUGUCGAUGUUCGUCAUGGGGGCGUUACCAAUACACUCCUUGCUGAGCCUUCUCGCCUGGGUAUUACCGUCGGCAGCAAUGUGGCGCAACAACUGAACGUCGCUUUCGACAUGUGCGCAUGGGAGAUUUUAGGUACCAUGAUGAACGGCGGCACUCUCCACAUCCGAGGCAGUGGCCUCGAACCAUGGACCGACUGCCUACGACGAGUCGACACAGUCAUCGCAACCCCCUCCGUCGUCCUCAAGUACAUGCCCCGAGUCGAAGAUUUCCCAAAUGUCAAGACCAUCGCAGUUGGAGGAGAGCCUUGCCCCUUGGCCCUUGCUGAGAAGUGGGCGCCAUAUGUCAAGUUCUGGAACGUCUGUGGCCCUACAGAGAUCAGCAUCCUCAACACUGCCCAUCUGCACCGGCCAGGCAGGACACUCUCGAUCGGCAAGCCCAAUCCGAACACAAAUGUCUACAUCUUGGAUGACGAUGAGAAUCCCGUCAAGAUCGGAGAGCCAGGCAUUAUGUGGGCUGGAGGUGAUGGAGUUUCGCGAGGAUACCUUGGUCUGCCGGACCUGACGAAGACUCGGUACAAGCCGGACAAGUUCACUAAAGACGGCCGUAUGAUGUUCAACACCGGUGAUCUCGCUCGAUGGCUUGAAGAUGGCAGUCUCCUACCCCUCGGCCGAAAGGACGACCAAGUCAAAAUUCAGGGCUUCCGAGUCGAACUCGACGGAGUCUCUCGCUCCAUCGAAACAGCCCCUUCUGUCAUCAAGGGCUGUGCCCUCAAGAUCGAAGACAAACUUUGGGGUUUCUACUCUGCCCACGCAAGGAUCGAUGAGAGUGAGCUCAAAAGGGCCGUGAGCAUCAGCCAGCCCUUCUAUGCCGUCCCAACCGUUUGGAAGCACUUGCCUACUCUGGAGCUCACCCCCAAUGGCAAAGUCGACAAGAGGGCUUUGUACAAAGUCGCCUCAGAGAGUGAAGAUGUACCGCCUGAAGUCCCGGCCAAGAAGCCCCGUCCAGAGACCAUGUGGCCAUCACCACCUCGGAAUAUUAUCAUCGACGUCACCGAAGUCGAAUCCGAAGAAGACGCGUUGCCAGCCAAGAAUGGCUUCCAUGGAUGGCGCUGGUUACGCCAUCGUGCUCUGUCAGCUUAUCGCAAGCUUUUCGGGUUCAUCUUUAUCGCAAACCUCGUCGUACUCAUUUUUCUUUUGUAUGAAAGCCGCAACACCAAUUUCUCGCCACAGGCUUCUCACUUGGCUACAGCCGUGGCCGCCAACCUUCUCAUCGCUGUCCUUGUUCGUCAAGACUACGUUGUCAACGCCAUCUUCUUCCUCUGCUCUCGACUACCAACCUCCUUACCGCUAAGCAUUAGACGGCAUUUUGCGCGUGUCUAUCACAAUGGCGGAGUUCAUUCAGGCUGUGCUGUUUCUGCGACGGCAUGGUGGGUCAUGUUUACUGCCACUUCAAGCCGCGAUUUCAUUGCUCUGGAGAACCCACCACCCAUCAAAGCGUUCGUCCUCGCGUUGACCUAUGUCAUCAUGGCUACUCUUUCCUUUAUCUUGGUUAUGGCAUAUCCUUCUAUACGUAUGAAGAUGCACGACCAGUUCGAAUGGGCACAUCGCUUCGUUGGAUGGUUCACCGUGGCCCUUGUCUGGACUCAUGUUGUUGCAUCGACAAUAUCAAACACACCAGGGCCCGUGGGACCAGCUCUUGCCAAGUCUCCUACCAUCUACCUGGUAGCACUGACAACUCUCAGCAUUGCAUUGCCGUGGGUAAGGCUCCGUCGCGUCAAGGUCGUCCCUGAGCCCCUGUCGAAGCACGCUGUUCGUCUCCAUUUCGACUUUUGCACUCCCGGACCGUGCACCUCACGAGGUGUACGCAUCACCGACCGACCUUUGGUUGAAUGGCACGCAUUCGCUGCUAUUCCUGAGCCUCAUGGAAAGGGCUUCUCCAUCGUCGUCUCAAAGGCCGGUGACUGGACAAAACGCAUCAUCGAGAACCCUCCCACAUCGAUCUGGACUCGCGGCACCCCAGCUUCUGGUGUUCUCGCAGUCGCGCCAUUAUUCAAGAAGGUGGUCCUUGUUGCCACUGGCUCAGGAAUCGGACCUUGUUUGCCAGUCAUCAUGGAACGUCGCGUACCUUGCCGUGUAGUCUGGUCAACGAAGAACCCACUUGCAACAUACGGACAAGGGAUUCUCGACACGAUUCUAUCUUGUGACCCGGAUGCUCUUAUCUGGAAUACUGAUGAAAGGGGACGGCCAGACAUGACCAAGUUGGCGUAUCAGGUCUACAAGGAGAGUGGUGCUGAGUGUGUGUGCAUCAUCUCCAACAGGAGCACAACAGCCAAGGUGGUGUAUCAGCUGGAGAGCCGUGGCAUCGCUGCCUAUGGUCCGAUCUUGGACUCGUAA
This is a messenger RNA of Fusarium vanettenii 77-13-4, 3006 nucleotides long. RefSeq lists its product as uncharacterized. Bases 1 to 3006 code for a protein of 1001 amino acids. The record is from RefSeq and is a predicted model, not a curated record. NCBI's taxonomy places the organism in Eukaryota, Fungi, Ascomycota, Sordariomycetes, Hypocreales, Nectriaceae. The transcript is spliced from 4 exons.